Molecule: messenger RNA, 1254 nt
Organism: Helicoverpa zea (corn earworm)
Lineage: Eukaryota; Metazoa; Arthropoda; Insecta; Lepidoptera; Noctuidae
Product: D-arabinitol dehydrogenase 1-like
Exons: 10
Coding region: 122-1153 (343 amino acids)
Molecular function (GO): zinc ion binding; oxidoreductase activity
Source: RefSeq, a predicted model, not a curated record
AACUUCAUCAUAAAAAGCUUAAUUGACUCUUUGGGUUAUUUUGUUCAUUCCGUCAGUGGUUGUUAAGGCGGAUAGACGUUCAUUUUGACUCGGAUUUGAAAAGCGUGAGUAAUUUGCAAAAAUGGAAGCCGUAGUGUUUGACGGUAACAAGUUAUCUCUCAGCUUCGAGAAGAACUACCCCAUGCCACAGAUUAUAAACGACGAUGACGUCAUAGUUAAAGUGCACUACUCUGGUAUCUGUGGUACUGAUCUGCAUAUUAUACAGGGAGAGUUCCCCGCCAUCAAAGAUCGCCCGAUCGCGCUCGGCCAUGAAUCUUCAGGAGUCAUCCACGCAGUCGGCAAGAAAUCUAUGUUCAAAGUAGGACAGAAAGUUGUGAUUGACCCUAACACAGCGUGCAACACGUGCGAUUUCUGUCGCAAAGGCAACUACCAGUACUGUCUAACAGCAGGCAUUAACAGCACUAUUGGUAUUUGGAAGGAUGGUGGAUGGGCGCAGUACGUUAGAGCUCCCCAGAGUCAAGUCUUUGCUUUGCCUGAUGGAAUUACUACUGAACAGGCGGGUCUAUGCGAGCCAUACUCCUGUGUCUCUCACGGAUUCGACCGCGCCUCACCUAUCAAAGUCGGUGAAAAGAUUCUCAUUCUCGGAGCUGGUAUUAUUGGUAACCUAUGGAUCACGACCCUGCAUCAUCACGGACACAGGGAAGUCACUGUCUCCGAGAUGAACCCGACCAGAUUGGACAUCGUCAAGAGAUUGGAUACUGGAUACAGGCUGGUCACUCCUGAUGUUCUGGCUAAAGAGAAGACUACAUAUGACCUCAUCAUUGACUGCACAGGAGUGGGCAAGGUGAUGGAGAUCAGCUUCAACUACCUGAAGGAGGGAGGGAAAUACGUGCUCUUCGGAUGCUGUCCUCCUUCGCAUACUUCCACUCUGAACCCCUUCGACAUUUACAACAAAGAGUUGACCAUCAUUGGAGUCAAGAUCAACCCGUUCAGCUUCCCCAGUGCCAUUAGCUGGCUUAAGGCUAUGGGCAGCAGGUAUCUGGAUUACCACAAGCUCGGAGUGAAGACCUACCGUCUCUCACAAUACAAGGAUGCCUUAGAAGACUUAAAGAAGGGUUGUGUCGCCAAAGCUGUGUUCAAGGUCUGCGACUAGAAGAUUGUUAAAUGUAUCUAUUAUCUACUAAAAUAUAUAAAAAAUAUGUUAUAAUGUUUGUUGUAUAUUAGAUUUUGGAAUAGAUUUUGAUUUUCUUUUUA